AUGAAUAUGUUGGAUGAUGAAGAUGACCAAAGCUUUCACGCUACGCGUGACGGCUACUCCCAUUUGAGCGAUGUCGAAUGGGAUGCGGUUGAACGAAUGGGUUCGACCAUGGGCAUCCAUGCUGUUAGCGUCAUGCUAGAGGCUCUCAAUAGAGAUGCCCAACAUGCUACUAUCGCCAAGUUCAUUCAAAAUGAACUUGACGCAGAACGCGAGAAAGUAGCCUUGCUUCACCAACAAGGUUCUCAACAAGCAGAGUUGUUGAGAGAACAAGGUGCUCAACAGUUUGAACUGUUGAGACAGCAGCAGGCUGCUGCUGGCGGGUCGAUGCACUCGCGUCGGCCCGAGACUUUGAAGAUUGACAUCUCAAAGUAUAGGGGGGUCGAAGAAGACUCCCUCUUGAGAUGGUUCGUCGAAUUGGAUGACGCCAUAAGGGCGCGUCGCAUCGACGACGGGGAUAUGCAAGUUGCAUUUGCCCAGUCAAAUCUGGCAGGACGUGCCAAGACUUGGGCACUGGGGCUCAAGCUGCACGACCCAUAUGCGUUUGGGUCGUUGGAAGUCUUCAAGUCGCGGCUCAGACAAACGUUUGAACCGCCUAGAGCUGAGUUCAGAGCUCGAACCGAACUCUUGAAGCUCAAGCAGGGUAAGCGUGAUGUGCACGCUUACGCUCAACAUAUACGACAUCUCACGAGUUGUAUAAGUUCCAAUCCGGUGGAUGAACACACGUUGGUUUCGGUGUUCAUGCAGGGUCUUGCGGAUGGUCCCGUCAAGACUCACCUGUUCCGGCUUGAACGAGAUUCACUAGAACAAGCCAUUUCAAUUGCGGAGCAGGAAGACUUCAGUCUGAGACAGGCUCGCGCCAGCUCGACAUCAUAUCGUCAACCGAGACGAUAUGACAACGGAGGUCCAGAGCCGAUGGAACUCUGUUAUGUAGAGAGCGAGAAGGCUCGCUCUACAGGCUACAAGAAGUUGCAGAGAUGCAACAGAUGUCAAAAGACAGGACACUACGCUUACGAGUGUAGUGCCCCUCGUCCAGUGUCUCGCGACACUGGGCGUAGUGACCGUCCACCCAUGAGAAAGGGGCAGGGACGAGGGUCCGCAGUUGGUGCAAAUACGCAACAACGGGAUGGACCGUCAAAAAACGGACAGGAUCAGUAG
Molecule: messenger RNA, 1155 nt
Organism: Peronospora matthiolae
Lineage: Eukaryota; Oomycota; Peronosporomycetes; Peronosporales; Peronosporaceae
Source: the annotation of a GenBank genome assembly